AUAAAGCCAACACAUACAGAUAAAAAUGAUUAUGCCUUCCACUAAACUUAUAAAGAGGAGUUCUGUUGUCAUUUCUGUUUAGCACACACAGUCAGACGCUUUUGAGAGGAUCCCUAAAGAUUGACACGGCUCACUGAUUACGCCCAAUACGUUGGCGCGAGAAUUUGUGUUGUGUAUUCGUGCCGAUCCUCUUGAGAAAAAUGAUGCGGAAAAAGCGACGUUCGUCUGUGGAUAAAGGUGACAGUGCUGCACCUAGCUCGACCACCAAGGCAAAGAAGAGUCGCACCACUGGUCGCCAGGCCAGGGAAGUUGCUCCAGAUGAGACUAAUGAAAGUCUAUUUGUUGCCUUUCUGCGAGAGGCAGGUGUUACUUUGAGAGAAGGCGGCACAUCCAAUGAGAUCGCUGUUGACCAAGUCGUUUUCCAAAAAAGGAUACAGCGACAACUACAGAAGAGUCCGAGGUAUCCUGGUAUUGUCCAGGAAUUCAUUAAUGGACUUGAGACUCAUAUUGAGGAUCCUGAGAGGUUUAGGAACUGCCUGCUGCCAUGUGUUCCACGAUUGCCUGAUGAAGACUCCAGUUCUGUCAGCUCAUUCCAAGAGAGUCUGCUGCGCAUGCUGUUGGGGAUUGAGAUGCUACAGACUUUUGUCAUUAAUGUUUUGUUUGAGAAACUCCCCGAAUUCAUGUUAAAUUGUACUGGAGAUGGAGGACUCAAUAUCCCUCGUGUCAUUAUAAACCAGCUCAAAUGGCAAGACAGAGUUAUGGACAGCAAGGAACUGGCAGCUAAGCUUAUGCAGCUGGUGUCAGUGGCACCGGUGGAGGUUCAACGUGACAUCAUCACCAGUCUGCCGGAGAUUUUGGAGGACUCCCAGCACAAUGAUGUAGCCAGGGAGCUGAACUCAUUACUUCAGGAAAACACUCAGCUGACUGUGCCCAUCUUGGAUGCACUCUCUAGCUUAAACCUCAGUUCCUCAUUACUGACUGAGGUUCGUGGAGCUGUUAUGGCCAUGCUAGCCGCUGUGCAUCUGGAGGACUUACCUGUGGUGGUCAAGUUUAUCCUGCACUCUGUCUCUGCCUCUGAUGCCAAUGAGGUGGUGUGUGAUCUUCAUAAAAAGCUGGAACUGGAGAUGUGUGUUCUCCCUCCAGUGCUGCAUGCCUCUCACAGCCGUAUGAAGAGCAAAGGAGCAGCAGUGUCUUCUGCUACUCCAGCAGCUGGCAGCAGCCAGGACAGUGUUACUUUGAUACUGGAUGGCAUCAAGUCAGCAGUGCGAUUCCAGAAAACCAUUUCUGAGGCAUGGCUCAAGGCAAUAGAGAAUGUAGAGGAAGCAGAAAAUCAUAAGGUAAUGGAUCUGCUGGUGCUGUUCAUCCUCCACUCCACCAACUCCAACCACAGCCGACGCGGAGCUGAGAGAGUGCUGAAGGCCAAAGUGAGGACGGGGCAGAUUCAGGAGGCUUUGCUGCAGAAGACCUUCAGGGACUAUUCUCAGGUUAUGCGAGGAUAUUUCCCCUCCAUCCUGGCUCUGGCUCAGAGUUUGCUGCGCUCCACAGACUCGUGUGCGGUGCCUUUCGGCGGACACAUGUACCGAAACUCAUUUACUGCCUUCGACUCCUACUGCCAGCAGGAAGUGGUGGGCUCUCUUGUGACCCAUGUGUGCAGCGGUGUGGGUGGGGAGGUGGACGUGGCUCUUGAGCUGCUCUGCGGUCUUGUUACAGACAAACCCUCAGAAAUGGCUCUUUAUGCUGUCUUUGUCAAGGGAAUCCUGGACUACAUGGACAACCUCACACCGCAGCAGAUCCGAAAGCUCUUUCACCUGCUCAGCAGACUGGCCUUUGGACAACAGCAGCAAGGCACUCACAUCCAGGAUGACCUACACAUAGUGAUCCGCAAACAGCUCUCCAGCACUGUGCCCAAGUACAAGCGCAUUGGCAUCAUUGGUGCUGUCAUGGUGGUGGGAAGCAUGGGGGCCCACAGGCCUAAAGGAGAUAGUUCACAGAGUGGGACAUUAUCCCAGGAGACACACAGACAGGUGGUAGCCCUAUUGGAGUUGGUACAGUCGUGCAGUAAAAGCUCUCCUGAGGCUGCAGCUCUGUACUAUGACGAACUAGCCAACCUGAUCCUAAGCUCUACCUUGGACCCGAAGGUGCAGGAGUGGAUCGGGAGGAAUGUUCUAGAUGACUUCCAGAACGACUUUGUGGUGGAUCUGGGGCCAGACAUAACAGGCUCCUUCCUCUUUCCUGCCCGUGUGAUGUACAAUCUGGAUGAGGACGAGGGUCAGGGAGGCAUUGCCGUCAACCUGCUGCCUCUGUUAGCCCGUGACAGCCAGCAGCACAAAGGGGAGACGUGGAGUCAGACUGAGAAGGCACACAAGCGAGUGUCUCCUCUCUGUCUUUCUCCAUUUUUCCGGCUCCUGAGGCUGUGUGAGGAGAAGCAGCACCAGGGAGAUCUGGAGGAGAUAGAUGCACUGCUGGGCUGCCCUCUGGUCAUAACUGACAUGGACAUAAUAGAGAAAGUAGACAGCCUGUCAAAAGCUGAGCGGGAGUUCCUCUGUUCUUUGCUCUUCCACACCAUCAACUGGCUCAGAGAGGUUGUAAAUGCAUUCUGUAGACAAAAGGAAACUGAGAUGAAGAUCAAAGUAAUGACACGCCUACAGAACAUCACCUAUCUCCAGACACUGUUGGAGAGAGCUUUGGCAGGAACCCCUGGCUAUAUUCCACCUCUGGCUAACUUUGAUGGAGAGAGUACAGAGGGAGUUGUACAUAGCUCUGCUGCUCCUGUACAUAAGACAAAGAAAGAUGGUACAGGAAAGAAGAGGAAAGCUCCUCAAAAGAGCUUGUCAGAUUCCGUUCUUGAGGAGGGGACUGAGGCAGAUGAAACUCAGCAGGAGCAGCCAGAGAAGGAGAAGGAGAAGGAGGUGCGGCAAGGCGUCAGUCUGGUGUCCUACCAACCUUUUUUCAGAGAGUUAGACAUGGAAGUGCUCAGCGUGCUGCAGUGCGGCUUGCUCUCUCGAUCACUGCUGGACAGUGAACUCCACACCAAGGUUCGUGAGGAAGUGCUGCUGGGUCCUGCAGAGCUAGUCUUCCUGCUUGAGGAUAUGCUUCGCAAGCUGGAGUUCAGUCUCACAGCUGCCCCUGCCAAGAGAGCCCCUUUCCUCAAGGGAAGGGCUGACAAGAGUGUGGGCUUCUCCCACUUGCAGCAGAGUAGCUCAAAGGAUAUUGCCUCCUGCUGUGUCCAGCUGCUGCCUGCCCUCUGCUCACACUUGGAGAACUGCCACAACCACUUUCAGACUCUGUUGUCUGAGAAUGGCGGCAUGGUAGAUGGCCCUGCCACAGAUAUUCAGGAGUACCAGCUUCUGUCUUUGGCCUACCAGCUGCUGCUGCAGGUCGUUAAUACCACCUUCAGCUGGUCUGGAUUUUCCCAGCCGGGUCAGCGAAGCUUAUUGAAGAAGGCUCUGGCUGUUUUGGCAGGACGACUUAAACAAGGAGGAGCUGAGUUGGCCUUGGAGCAUCUUGUAAAGCACAGCUUUGAGUACCUUCUGAAUUUCCGUAGCACCAUGCCAAAUCUCAGCACAGCCCUGUGUCUCUCACGGCUUCUGUCCACUGUGUCGGAGAAAGGAGGGAACCCUGCUGCCUACAGGGAGCAGACUGCAUCCCUUGCACGGCGUUUCCUGAGCCAAGAGUGGGUGACUGCCAGCGGGGAGAAGGAGCGAGGGAACAAAUUCAAUGAAGGACUUAAAACUCUCCUUAGCAUCUACCUGGAGCAUGCUGAUGAUGUCCUGAAGGCGGUAGAGGAAAUAGCUGGAGAAGGAAUCCCUGAGCUCCUCAAUGCAGCCAAAGAUGACAGCUCCACAACCUGGCCCACUCUCAGCAGGCAUACGUUCCUUGUAUUCUACAAAGGGAUGAUGUCAGAGCUGGAGAAAGCUGUCAGGAAGAUUCCUGCUGGCAGAAACAGUGACAGCACUGAGGCUCAGAGUGAAAAGCUGCUGACGUGGAAGCUGGCUGUCAGAGACUUCCACAUCCUGAUCAGCCUAGUCAAGGUGUUUGACACAAGGCUAGUGCUCAAUGUGUGCCUUAAGUAUGGCCGCCUUUUCCUUGAGUCUUUCCUGAAGCUAGGGAUGCCACUGCUGGACUACAGUUUCAAAAGGCACAAGGAGGAUGUCCAGAGCUUGCUGAAGACCUUCCAGCUCAGCACCAGGCAGCUCCAUCAUAUGUGUGGACAUUCUAAGAUUCAUCAGGAUACAAGUUUGACCAACCACGUGCCAGCCUUGAAGAAGAGCCUCGAGCAGUUUGUUUACAGAGUGAAGGUCAUGUUGACACUCAACAACUGUCAGGAGGCGUUUUGGAUGGGCAACCUGAAAAAUCGUGACCUGAAGGGUCAGGAGAUUCUUUCUCAAGAAGGUGAGGAGAAGGAGGAUGAGGAGGAGGAAGAGGGAGAGGAUGCUUCAGAGCCGCCUGAGGAACAGACAGAUGAUGAGGAGAGUGAUUCUGAAGGAAGUAAGAAAGUUAAAGGAGAGGAAGACAAGGAUCAAGACGAUGAUAACUCAGAUGAGUCUGACUAGCAAUCUUUUUCUUGAGAAGAAUAAACUGUCAAAGUAUGCUUUUCAAUUCACAAUGGGAACGUAAAAGAUCAGCAGUACCAGCAUUUUAUUACUUUUCUUUUAUUCCUGUGUUGCUUAUUAGUACAUCUGCAAGCAUGUAUUAAAAAUGUCAAAUGGUGUGUUUAUGUACUUCAAGCGGUUUUAUUGUUUAUUUUAGAAAUAAAGUAUGCCUAAUAAUCA
Molecule: messenger RNA, 4772 nt
Organism: Myripristis murdjan (pinecone soldierfish)
Lineage: Eukaryota; Metazoa; Chordata; Actinopteri; Holocentriformes; Holocentridae
Gene: fancd2
Product: FA complementation group D2
Exons: 44
Coding region: 201-4553 (1450 amino acids)
Biological process (GO): homologous chromosome pairing at meiosis; mitotic intra-S DNA damage checkpoint signaling; interstrand cross-link repair
Cellular component (GO): nucleus; condensed chromosome
Molecular function (GO): DNA polymerase binding
Source: RefSeq, a predicted model, not a curated record